Molecule: messenger RNA, 348 nt
Organism: Sphenostylis stenocarpa
Lineage: Eukaryota; Viridiplantae; Streptophyta; Magnoliopsida; Fabales; Fabaceae
Source: the annotation of a GenBank genome assembly
AUGCAGCAGUUGGCAUUUGAGGCUGAUGCAGACACGGUUCCAAAAGGCUUCCUGGCUGUUUGUGUAGGGAAAGAGCUCAAGAGAUUCAUCAUUCCCACCCAUUACCUGAGACACCAAGCAUUUGAGAUGUUGCUCCAAGAAGCCGAAGAGGAAUUUGGUUUCCAGCAAGAGGGUGUGCUCAAAAUCCCAUGCCACGUAUCACUCUUCCAGAAAAUUUUGAAGGCUGUGGAAGACAACAAACAACCCUUGCUGCAUCACUCUGGGUUCGAUGGAGACAAGGACACCAUUAGUUUUUACGCAUCAGAUUGUGAAGUUACUCCCCCUCAUCAUCCUCAAACUUGUACAUAG